Messenger RNA from Aspergillus aculeatinus CBS 121060, 554 nucleotides. RefSeq lists its product as uncharacterized. The transcript is spliced from 2 exons. NCBI's taxonomy places the organism in Eukaryota, Fungi, Ascomycota, Eurotiomycetes, Eurotiales, Aspergillaceae. The record is from RefSeq and is a predicted model, not a curated record. Bases 154 to 456 code for a protein of 100 amino acids.
UUUAUCACCCUCACUUUCAAUUCACCACCACUGACACCUUUGCGGCUGCAAAAAAAAAACCUCCGAUUACACAACAUCAUCCCUCACUUCCAACCUACACACGACACCUAUACCUUUAAAACACAUUCCCAAAAGAAAAAGGAGACCGAGACAAUGUCCGACGACGAAGACUAUUACGACGAAUACGACGAGGAUAUCUUCUGGGUGGAGGAACCCGAUCCCACCAUUGCUCAACCUCCACCAACGACGCUAUCUUCUACGACCACCCCGCCCUCGAAGUCGAAGACUACUUCUCCGACUGGGACGAUCUGUCGGAUGACUACUACGACGAGGAUCCGACCGCCGUGCGCCGCGCCCGCGCCUUGGGCCUGUUACCUGCCGGCGGCGGCGACGGCGGCCAUCAUGACCAGCAGCAGCACGGCCAGCACAGCCACCCUCCCCGCGCUGCUGCUGUGACCAAACACCCACGUAAACCAAAACCGGCUGCCAAAAGAACCCCGUUCUUCGAUCUCGGCGCGUUCCAGAGUGUGGUCUGGAAAUCUCCGCAUCAGGAG